This is a messenger RNA of Nannizzia gypsea CBS 118893, 909 nucleotides long. Its product is annotated as lathosterol oxidase. The transcript has 3 exons. Gene Ontology annotation, biological process: lipid biosynthetic process. Gene Ontology annotation, molecular function: oxidoreductase activity; iron ion binding. NCBI's taxonomy places the organism in Eukaryota, Fungi, Ascomycota, Eurotiomycetes, Onygenales, Arthrodermataceae. The coding region runs from base 1 to 909 and encodes 302 amino acids. The record is from RefSeq and is a predicted model, not a curated record.
AUGGACGUGGCUCUCGAUCUCCUGGAUCCCUUGGUCUUCGAUAAAGCGUACGCCUACUUCGUCCCUGCCGAUGGUACCUCAACUACACAACCAGUAUCAGCAUGGCCACGAGACAGCAUCCUCCGGCAAUGCAUUUCGAUCCUGAUAAUCACACAGCUCGGUGCUUCGCUGCUGUACUGGAUCUUCAGCUCGUUCUCAUACUACUUCAUCUUCGACCGGCGGCUUGAAUACCAUCCGCGCUUCCUGAAAAACCAGGUCCGGCAGGAGAUAAUAUGUUCGAUGAUGGCCGUCCCCUGGAUCAACAUCUUGACUCUCCCUUUUUUCCUGGCCGAGGUGCGCGGAAAGAGCUUCUUGUAUACCAGGGUAGACGACUAUGGAUGGGCGUGGAUGGGUAUCUCGGUGGUGCUGUUCAUGGUCUGGAACGAUUUCUUAAUCUACUGGAUUCACAGGCUGGAGCACCAUCCCAGCGUCUACAAGUAUAUCCAUAAACCACACCACAAAUGGAUCAUGCCGACUCCAUGGGCUGCUCUCGCCUUCCACCCUCUUGACGGAUACGUUCAGUCUCUACCAUACCAUGUCUUCGUUUUUGUCUGUCCCGUGCAAAAAUACCUCUACAUGACCAUGUUCAUUCUGGUACAGAUCUGGACAAUCUUCAUCCACGACGGCGACAUGAUAUCGGGCCACUGGCUCGAGAAAUACAUCAACAGCCCUGCGCACCACACCCUCCACCAUCUCUACUUCACCGUCAACUAUGGCCAAUACUUUACCUGGGCCGACAGCUACUUUGACUCCCACCGAGCACCACGCCCUAAACUUGAUCCCCUCCACGAUGCGCUGCGGGUCAUGCGCGAAAAGGGACUCGUUGACGAGAAGGGCAACCCUAUCCCCGGGAAGAACAAGAAGGAGUGA